Messenger RNA from Cyclospora cayetanensis, 444 nucleotides. RefSeq lists its product as uncharacterized. Gene Ontology annotation, molecular function: calmodulin binding. NCBI's taxonomy places the organism in Eukaryota, Apicomplexa, Conoidasida, Eucoccidiorida, Eimeriidae. The transcript has 2 exons. The record is from RefSeq and is a predicted model, not a curated record. The coding region runs from base 1 to 444 and encodes 147 amino acids.
AUGCAGAUUUUCGGAGUAAAGUCGGACAUGAACUACGUAAAAUACAAUGCGAUUAUCAACAUGUUGUCCCGCCCUCCGAAAACAAAGCCAGAGGAUAAUUAUCUUAAGAAGCAAGGCUACGGUCAGGUCCCAAGCUACCUAAAAGAUAUCAAGACUCAAAUAAAACAAGAAUACGACACCAUUCUUUCGCUGAGAAACAAAGAAAAACAAGCAACAGAGCAGCAGUAUCGGGUGCUGCCAGAAGAAGAACGAACGAGGCUUCUGGAUAUGUUAAAGGCACGGUGGGAGGAGCUGAAUCACCUGUACCAGGGUAUGACGUUCAAGUCAAAAAUGGACACAAUCCAGGAAACUCGAAGAAAAGAGUACUAUGAAGAUCAACUGGCGAAAAUAGAAGCGUAUAUGGAGAAGCUUGAAAGUGGUCCUGUGCGCAUUGCUACACACUAA